Molecule: messenger RNA, 785 nt
Organism: Galleria mellonella (greater wax moth)
Lineage: Eukaryota; Metazoa; Arthropoda; Insecta; Lepidoptera; Pyralidae
Gene: RpL24-like
Product: probable ribosome biogenesis protein RLP24
Exons: 3
Coding region: 78-656 (192 amino acids)
Biological process (GO): ribosomal large subunit biogenesis
Cellular component (GO): nucleolus
Source: RefSeq, a predicted model, not a curated record
AAAAAAAAAAAAAAAUAAUUCCUUUUCCAAUCCUCUGUCAAACUAUCAAAACAUGCACGUGUAGAAAAUAAUAAAAAAUGCGUAUUGAAACUUGUUAUUUCUGCUCGUCCAGGAUAUAUCCCGGUCACGGAAUUCAAUUUGUUAGAAAUGACUGCAAGAUUUUCAGAUUUUGCCGUUCAAAAUGCCACGCAGCGUUUAAAAAGAAGAAGAACCCGCGUAAAACUAAAUGGACUAAAGCCUACCGCAAAACAGCUGGGAAGGAACUUGCUAUUGACCCAUCGUUUGAAUUCGAAAAACGCCGUCACAUACCUGUGAAAUACAGUCGAGAACUAUGGAACAAGACCAUUGAAGCUAUGAAAAAGGUGGAAGAAAUAAGACAAAGGAGAUCGAAUAACUAUAUAAUGCAAAGAUUAAGGAAGGGGCGCGAAGUGGAGUGGCAGAGGGAUGUACGUGAAGUUCAAAGAGAUAUAUCACUUAUAAGAUCUCCAGCAGCCGGUCUCAAGCAACGACAGGCGGAAGAGGAUAACACGAUGGAAGUUGAACCCGAGACCAUAGAAGUUGUAGACUCCAAGGGUCGUAAACAGAUCAUAGAGGCACCCGUCAUGGUGCCAGCUGUCGGAGAAAUGAUCGAAGAUGGUGGAGAUGUUGAAUUAUAAGCUUCAAAAACUAAACGUGAAAGUUCUUAUUUCUCUGUCAUAUUUAUUUGUUGAAAAUCAUAACGUCCAGAUUGUGUUGAUGAUAUUUAUAAAGUUAUUACUUUAUAAUAUAAAAAUAUCAUGAAAUUA